AUGCAUACUCUUUCUCUCGUACUUCUCCAGGCUUCGGCGGCCGUCGCCUACCCCUGGGUCUCUGGCCAGCCGGGUGUCAACUCUGGGCUCUUCAGGAACGCACGCACUGUCGAAAGACGCCAGGCCAACUGCCCUUUCAACCCUGUCCAUAAGGGUGCCGCUCCAUACACUGCUCCUUACACCUACACUGGGGCCAAGAACGGUGUACCUGGUAGCCAAAAGGGUGGUAUCAAAGUCCCAGCAGACGGCGAUACGGCUCAUGCCUACACUCCUCCCGGACCUAACGAUAUUCGUGGACCAUGCCCAGGUCUGAACGCUGCAGCUAACCACAACUUCCUUUCGCAUGAUGGUAUAACCAACUUCCAGGAGUUGGUCGAUGCCCAACAGAAUGUUUAUAACGUAGGCUAUGACCUAGCUGUCCUUCUCGCAGUCCUUGGUAUCGAGGCUGGUGGUGACGUACUCUCUGGUCGCUUGAGUAUCGGUUGCGAUGCUACAUCUCGUACUGCGACGCUUCCUAUUCUGGGCACCCAGCCCGGUCUUGAUGGCCACAACAAGUUUGAGGCAGAUUCGUCGCUCACGCGUAACGAUUUCUUCCUCGCAGACGGGGAUAACUACAGCUUUAACGGCACACUGUUCGCAGAGAUGAAGGCAGUCGCUGACAAGGUUUCUGGUGGAAACUUUGAUCGCAAUGCUCUCGCCGCAUACCGCAGCCAGCGGUACGAAGAGUCUGUUCAAGAGAACCCCAAUUUCUUCUUUGGACCCCUGUCUCUGUUGCUUUACGGAGCCGCCUCCUUCCUCUACGAACUCUUCCCCAGCUACGGCGACAAGGGCGUACCGGAUCUUGCGACAAUGAAGUCCUUCUUUGGAGCUGUCGAAGACUCGUCUGCACCAGGUGGCUGGCGUCACGUCCCCGAGCGCAUUCCUGACAACUGGUUCUCGCGUGUCGAGCCCUACAAAAACAUGGAUGUUACCAACGAGAUUCUGGCCCAGUAUCUCAAGUAUCCCAAGCUAUUCGGAGGUAACGUGGGCACGAACAACUUCGAUGCCUUGUCCACACCAUUCGAUAUUCUUGUCGACGGCAAGCUACCCAACGAUGUUACAGCGGCGCAGCUGCUUUGCUUGCUUUACCAGCUGGGUGUCAUGGCUGUUCCCAGCACUCUGAGUACCGUCACUGAUAUCACUGGUGCCGUGCUGGAUUUCGGUAUCGGAAAGCUGAACCCGGUGUUCAAGAACGCUGGAUGCCCCUUGAAGGUUGGCUAA
Molecule: messenger RNA, 1260 nt
Organism: Alternaria postmessia
Lineage: Eukaryota; Fungi; Ascomycota; Dothideomycetes; Pleosporales; Pleosporaceae
Exons: 4
Coding region: 1-1260 (419 amino acids)
Molecular function (GO): peroxidase activity
Source: RefSeq, a predicted model, not a curated record